UGCUUCGUCAUUCUUAACGCAUUUCCAUGGGUCCAGGUGGGCUUUGCGCAUUUCCCCAUGUGCCAGGCUCGCACGGCAACUCCACCCCACUCUCUUUGCCCUUUUUGACCCAAUUGCGUGCAUGGCCGGCUAUAGGAACACGCGCAACCUGGGCCACCUCUGGCUGCGGGGGACGCGUCGUGGCCUGCACACGAAGCACCCGCUCUCCCAGCGAUCCAAGGCUGCUACGCUCGGCCUGCGGUACGGCCCUCCAUGUCUCCUUGCGACGGCUGCGACUGGCUAUCUCUCUUCUGCAUCGUCGCCGUACCCACUCUUCCGUCCCAUCCAUCUAGACGCGCCUUCCCUCAAGCGAUACUUCUUCGGCGGCAAUGACAAGCAAACGGAAACCACAUCGGUCGGAGACGCUGAGAGGCAGGUGAAUAACGAGGGCGAGCACAAGUCAGGUGAGCAGGAUGCGCCAUCGCAGACGCGUGUUGCCAAGGGCUACAGCGAAGAGGACGAGGAAGCUGGCCAGAGCAAGUCAGCCUGGCAGACCAUCACGAGCAAGUUCCCCGCAUCUCCGUCACCUUCUAAGCUCGGCGAUACCAUCAUCGACUACAUUGUGCCGAACUGGGUCAAGGUCCUACCUGGCUUCAUCCGCAAACUCCAGGACGAGCUCUCCAUGGCACCGGGCUCUCUCGCCGAAGAGAUCUGGUACGAAGCCAACGAUCCCGAGAUCAACCCCGAGAUAAUAUGGGAUGCCUCUGUGAGAGUCUCGGAAGAGCUGUGUGAGGAAGAAAAGGCUUUCCUAAAGCAGAGGGCGCAGUUUACCAAGGCUGCACUUGCGCGAUACCUCGACAUUCCAGAAGCGCAGAUACACCCUGACGAUGUACCUGUCAUUGCCAUGUGCGGCUCUGGUGGAGGGUUGCGUGCGCUUGUGGCAGGCACAUCGUCAUACCUCUCCUCGAAGGAACAUGGCCUCUUCGACUGCGUCACCUACACGGCUGGUGUCAGUGGCAGCUGCUGGCUACAGACCCUCUACUACUCAGACCUCACCCAGCGCAGCCACGCUCGCAUGAUCAGACACCUCAAGAACCGCCUCGGCGUACACAUUGCCUUCCCAGCUGAUGCGCUCGAACUGCUCGUCAGCGCACCUACCAACAAGUAUCUUUUGAGCGGACUUGUCGAGAAGGCAAAGGGCAUCCCAGACGCCGACUUCGGACUGGUGGACAUCUACGGCGCACUACUCGCCGCCCGCCUGCUCGUACCCAAAGGCGAACUCUCUGUUAGCGAAUACGACUUUAAGGUCUCAAACCAGCGACGGUAUACCGACAACGGAGCACAUCCACUACCCAUAUACACUGCGGUACGGCACGAGAUACCACUCGCCGAGCAAGGAGACACAAAAGACCGCGUCGCAGCCGAAGCAAAGGCAAGAAGAGAGGCUUGGUUCCAAUGGUUCGAGUUCACGCCGUACGAGAUGUGGUGCGAGGAGCUCUCUGCUGGCAUACCCACUUGGGCAAUGGGCCGCCAGUUCGAGAACGGCCGUACAGUCUGGCGGGAGAAUGGCCUGGCUCUACCCGAAGUGCGCGUACCGUUGCUUAUGGGGAUCUGGGGGUCUGCCUUCUGUGCGACCCUCUCACACUACUAUCGAGAAAUUCGACCCCUCAUGCGCAGUCUCACCGGUCUUGGCGGCAGUAUCGACGCCAUGAUCUCUGAGCGCGAUGACGAUCUCGUAAAAGUCCACCCAAUCGACCCUGCUGCUAUGCCCAACUACGCGCUCGGUAUGCGCGAAUUCCUCCCCCCAUCAUGUCCUGAAAGCAUCUUCGAACAAAAGAACUUCCAGUUCAUGGACGCGGGAAUGUCCAACAAUCUACCCAUCUAUCCUCUUCUCCGACCUGGACGCAACGUCGACAUUCUCGUCGCUUUCGACGCUUCCGCUGAUGUCAAGACCGACAACUGGCUAAAGGUUGCUGAUGGUUACGCCCGCCAGCGCGGCAUCAAGGGAUGGCCCGUCGGGGCAGGGUGGCCACCAGACGGUGAACCCAUGGAAGACCUCCAAGAAGAUCUCGAACGCGCACAAGCCAAGACGGAACAACAAGCCCAAACCAAAUUCGAAGAAGCCAAGGACAAAAGUUUCGACGAAAACAAGGACAGCAAAAGGAGCAAAGACCUAGGCUACUGCAACAUCUGGGUCGGUACUACCGAAGAACGCGAAUCCGACGCCGAGCACCCAGUAUCCAAACAAGUAGACGAAGACUGGGAACUCAUGCACCCCGCUUCUGGUAUCACGGUCAUCUACUUCCCCUUCCUCGCCAACCCAAAGGUACCCGGCGUUGACCCCAAAGUCAGCGAUUUCAUGUCAACCUGGAACUUCGUCUACACGCCCGAGCAAAUCGAUAGUGUCGUGAACCUCGCUCGCGCCAACUACAGUGAAGGUGCCGAACGGACGAAACGCACAGUUCGUGCUGUGUACGAACGUAAGAAAGCUCAACGGGAACAGCGGGAGAAGGACGAGCGGGAACGGAGGUGGCGGUGGAAGUUGAGCCAAGGUAGAAUAGCUGGGCGUCGUGUUGGAGGCGAGAGUGAGCAUGGAGAUCAGUUUAGCUGAUGGAAGGUCGUGGCAAGGAGUUCUGGAGGGAGGUUUUUGGAAACGAUAUAGAUGACGGACGCAUUAUACCCACUUGGAUCAAGAAUGAAAUCAUUCACGCUUUAGUACCUGUUCACAUUGCGGUGAGGUGAGGUGUACAGAAACACGUCUGAAUGCUGAUGAAUGAUGGUAUUAUUGAUAGCGAG
This is a messenger RNA of Alternaria rosae, 2775 nucleotides long. Its product is annotated as acyl transferase/acyl hydrolase/lysophospholipase. The transcript has 2 exons. The record is from RefSeq and is a predicted model, not a curated record. Gene Ontology annotation, molecular function: A2-type glycerophospholipase activity. Bases 122 to 2590 code for a protein of 822 amino acids. Gene Ontology annotation, biological process: glycerophospholipid catabolic process. Gene Ontology annotation, cellular component: cytosol. Lineage: Eukaryota; Fungi; Ascomycota; Dothideomycetes; Pleosporales; Pleosporaceae.